Molecule: messenger RNA, 573 nt
Organism: Oxyura jamaicensis (ruddy duck)
Lineage: Eukaryota; Metazoa; Chordata; Aves; Anseriformes; Anatidae
Gene: RNF225
Product: ring finger protein 225
Source: RefSeq, a predicted model, not a curated record
CCCACUGUCUACCACCUCUCCAGGGAUGUCGCUGCCACGCAGAGCCCCCCAGAAGACCCCGAGGGGCCCCCUCAGGACUGCGAGAUCUGCUUCGCCCCCUGUGACCGCUUCUUCAAGCUGCCCAAAGCACUGGCCUGUGGCCAUGUCUUCUGCCCCAAGUGCUUGGCCAGGGUCAGCGUUGCAGCCCCCGCUGCCCCCUUGCUCUGCCCCACAGCCGUGCUGCCCCACUGUGGCCCACCUGCUCUGACCUCCUGCCCCCUGACCUCCCUGCCACCCCCAGUGGUUUCGUCUGCUUCAAUCGCCCCAAGGGGCUCCUGCUCUACGUCCCCCCCAUCCCGGCCAGGUGCCCACGGUCCCUCAGCCUGGAGGUGGGGGGGUCUGAGCCCCCCCCCAGCCCCUCCAGGGGGCCGGAGUGGGGUGUGGUGGCCCCUCUUCGAGGCGGUGGCCAUCACCAUUGCCCUGAUGGUGGCAGGGGGCUUGGUGCUCUGCGGGAUCAUCCUCUUCUUCCUCCUGCCCGCAGUGUGCGAGGGGGGUGGCCAGGCAGAGGAAGUCGCGCGCUACACCUACGAGUAA